Trematosphaeria pertusa is the source of this 776-nucleotide messenger RNA. RefSeq lists its product as uncharacterized. The coding region runs from base 144 to 671 and encodes 175 amino acids. The record is from RefSeq and is a predicted model, not a curated record. NCBI's taxonomy places the organism in Eukaryota, Fungi, Ascomycota, Dothideomycetes, Pleosporales, Trematosphaeriaceae. The transcript is spliced from 3 exons.
CAUAUUUCGUGUGGAGGGUCAGGACAGCGGCACCAAAGCUCGCCGAGAAGGUGACCGUGCAAACACUUCUUAAAGAGUUCGAGCAGCUCCGUCGUGUUAUACGUUUAGGACUAAACCAUGAGUACUCCGGAGUAGAAGUCCAAAUGAUAAGACGAUUCAUCAGGAACUUGCACGUAACAGAGGGCGCUUCCACGCGGACAAGGACGAAGUCAGUAGUAUUCGCCGCAGACGGAGAGGUCCUUAUAUCCCAUCUCUGGCGCUGCGACGAGUAUACCUAUUUUCACUCACGUAUGAUGAUACAGAUCACUUUCUUCAUCAUACUCUGUGUGCUCUGGGGCCUGCGACCCGGUGAGGUCGUGGAAUCAAGCAGACAUUGGAGCACAGGCCGGGGCAUCACGUACGGUGAUAUCAGAGUCAUUCUUGCAAAGCAUAAAGGUCGUCUCAGGUCCACGCUCAAAAUUAAGUUGCGAUUCCGGAAGGGCGGGCGUCACAAUGAGGCUGCGCAGCAGGAGAUCGACCUUCACGAGGAGCCAGACAACAGGUUUCGAUGCCCCGUAACGUGGUAUCUUUCCAUGGCUCCGGCGGACAAUGUCUUCCUCCACCAUACCACAGCUGACUUGGAGAAUCGCCUUCUGCCACUAGGAGCCGCGUCCAGAGAAUUUGCCAUUUGAAGCGACAAAAAGACUCUACCACUCCUUCGCAAAACAAAUGGACGGGAGAUUUUGGAUAAGAUAAUGUCUGCCCCCUCAAUGACAGGCUAUCUCAAGGACCUUGGU